This is a messenger RNA of Conger conger (European conger), 1549 nucleotides long. RefSeq names its product mediator complex subunit 20 (gene med20). NCBI's taxonomy places the organism in Eukaryota, Metazoa, Chordata, Actinopteri, Anguilliformes, Congridae. The transcript has 4 exons. Gene Ontology annotation, cellular component: mediator complex. The record is from RefSeq and is a predicted model, not a curated record. Gene Ontology annotation, biological process: regulation of transcription by RNA polymerase II. The coding region runs from base 74 to 715 and encodes 213 amino acids. Gene Ontology annotation, molecular function: transcription coactivator activity.
CUCAGGAAGAAAUAGUAACUAGCCAGUAGCGGCACUUCAAAGAUUAAACGUCAUAGGGAAUCUCAAAGAAAAUAUGGGGGUAACUUGUGUGUGUCAGGUGCCAGUGGCAGAGGGGAAGAGUGUGCAGCAGACAGUGGACAUCCUGCACAGAAAGCUGGAACAGCUAGGUGCCGUGAAGCAGGGCAACUUCUGUGUGGACUGUGAGACGUACCAUGCUGCUGGCAGCAACACCAGUGGCCAGCCUCCCAAAUUCUUAUAUGUGAUGCACAACACGGAGACUCCGCUCAGCUGCUUAGCCCUGUUUGAGGGAGGCCCGUACCUCACAGCUGAUGGCAACUUUGAUGUGCUUAUGGUGAAGCUCAAGAGUCACUUCCAGAAUGCUAAAGGCCACAAGGUGGAGAGCCGUGGUUCCCGCUACCAGUACUGUGACUUCCUGAUAAAGGUGGGCACAGUGACCAUGAGCUCCAGUGCACGGGGUAUCUCUGUGGAGGUGGAGUACUGCCCCUGUGUUGUGCCUGGUGACUGCUGGAACCUGAUGAAAGAGUUCAUGCAGAGUUUCCUGGGUCCCAGCAUCCCCGAGCUGCCCUCUGUCUACACCACAAAGCCUGAAGGCCUCUAUGUACCUGUGGACUCCACCGACACCAUGACUCAGUACCUGGAACUGUUUGGCAAAGUCCGGAAGCAGCAGGUGGUUCCAGGGAGCAGUGUACGCUGAGAUACUAGUGGAAUCUGGACCUGCUUACACCACAUCAACCAAUCACGUGCCUGGAACCCAUGUAGGCUAUAACACGGGGUACCUCAGCAUGUUUUCUCCCUGAAUUCUGAAUACUUCAAGGACAAUUGACUCUUGAGUGACUAGACUUUGCAGUUUCCAAAUGGACAUUUGGAAAUUCAAUGUGACAUUUAAAAAAUUAUCUUUAGAGUCCAAGCUGUUUUUUGUGCCCCAGAGUUUAUUUUGCUAAAUAAGUUUUUUUUUUUUAAAUAUAUCAAGGAGAACUUUGGUAAAAGUUUGUUCUAAAUGGUCAUUAGUAUACAGUUUUAUGGUUAUCAAGAAAUACAAAAUUGAAAUAUGAAUUUGUCCACCAAAUUUCUAAUAAAGGUAUUUUUGAAGUAUUGAUAGUUUUACUUCUGUAAAGUGAUCCUUUGGGAAGAAAUGACAUUUUGUCACUGGUUUCCUUCUUGUAAAUUACCUGUGAUGGUCAAAAAGCACCACAUAAUUAUAAACAAUAUAAUGGCAGGAGAGGAAUGGCUAAAUUAAUUACAUUAGCUAAAUGAAUACUCAUUUUGGAGGAUAAAGCGAGUAAUCAUGUUGUGCAGAAUGGCAAGGCACAUUUAUUGAGUUACAGUGGGCCUGAAUGUAUAUUUGAAAAUGUGAAUGGCUGUGAUGCACAUUCCAUAAAAAAAAUGUGUGAAAUUUGAAGUAGAUUUGAGUAUAAAAUAACCCUUUUGUCAGAUGCAUGAAUGGUUUUUCUUUUACCCAUCCAUCCAUCCAUCCAUCGUCACCAGCUCUUUAGGCAAAGCCGGGUAUUCCAGGCGUCCCUCUCCCCAG